Sabethes cyaneus is the source of this 6667-nucleotide messenger RNA. RefSeq names its product WD repeat-containing protein 81 (gene Wdr81). Gene Ontology annotation, biological process: aggrephagy. Gene Ontology annotation, molecular function: phosphatidylinositol 3-kinase regulator activity; protein binding. Gene Ontology annotation, cellular component: mitochondrion. The transcript has 5 exons. Bases 199 to 6501 code for a protein of 2100 amino acids. The record is from RefSeq and is a predicted model, not a curated record. NCBI's taxonomy places the organism in Eukaryota, Metazoa, Arthropoda, Insecta, Diptera, Culicidae.
AAAAUUGAUAAUUUCGCAUUAAUUUUGAGUUCAUUCCUCCUGAAUUAGUUCUGUUUUACAGUUGCAUUCCAGUUUCGUUCGGCGAGAAGCUUGCUUAAGCCAUUCAAGUGAUAUUAGACCCUGAAAAAUGGAAUCGUAUUGCAUUUUUUAAUCGCUUGCUUGCUGCCUGUUUACCAACGCUCGCAAUUUCCUUCGGAAAUGGAAGCAAUUGUGCAGGAUCUCAACAUUCCGAGACGGCAGAUCCGAGAAACCCGUCGCCCGAAUCGGUUCCAGCUUCUUACCCACAAGUCAUGGUUGAAAAAUAUAUCGCAAGGGGGAAAAGUCCCCGCCGAGUUUCCCGUUUGCAACAUAGACACUCUCGAAUGGCCUGCCACGGAUUCGGGCUCAGUUUGGUCUAGAGUCUACAUUUCCGUGCAUCGAAAGCAACCCACUCGAGUGAUUCCACUGCCCCGCAAUAAGCUGCUAGCAAAUCUCAACUGCAGCGAUGCGCAUCUGCCUGAGAACGAAGACCCUCUUCAUUAUUCUCAACUGCUUCAGUAUGUAUCGCAAACUAAUCACAAGAAUCUAUGGAAGGCCGCCUAUCGCAAGUAUGCCGCAUCCCAUUCUGUACAAAACAUGUCCUCAUAUUCGGCCCAGCAUCCGCUAGACUGUACGAGCAAUAUCAAUGGUACAAAAAAGCAACAACAACUACAGCAGGACAAUAAUAGUAACAUAUCAGCGGCGGUACUUCCGUACGAUUUUGUGCUGCGGGAAGUGAUCGCGCGCACCUACGGGUGUCGGAUUGUGCGGCUUGAUCUGACAGAAAGUGACGAACAUUCGCAGAUACCGAUAGUUACCGCUCAAGGGCACGCAAAUUUAUAUCCAGCUUUAGUGGCCCUUGAAACUGGACAGGCUUUGUAUGUUGUAUUUGAUCAAUUUCUGGAGAACACUUUGCUAGAUUGCGUCACAUACAGCUCGGCAAUUUUGGAGAAAUCUCACAACAAACCCCUGUUUUUGGUUUACCAAUUGUUGAAUCUUAUGAAAUCGUUGCAUGAUCGAGGUCUGAACAUGGGGAAUGUGGGCUUAGGAGACAUUUACAUGACGGAGAAUUUGUGGUUAAGAGUUAUAACGGAUCUAGAGGCUAAUCUGGUGGAAUUUAAUGAAGAAGUUCAGCAACAAUUGGAUGAACUAGGUUCACGACGAAUGAUUUUAAGCAGAGAAUCUAAGGUGAGAUUAAUGAAGGGUUUAGAUCUGAAGUACAAUCUAAAAGAUUGGUGUGAAUUAUGGUGCCACGGGCAAUUAUCCAACUUUGACUACCUCACAAUACUCAAUAAUUUGGCUGGAAGAAGGAUAGGAUGCGCAGAGCAUCAUCAUAUCAUGCCUUGGGUAACUGAUUUUUCAACAAGGAAUGGACAGAUUUGGAGGGACUUAAAAAAGUCCAAAUAUCGAAUCAAUAAGGGAGAUGCACAACUAGAUUUGACGUUUCAGGCUGCCUUAGGAACGGAAGGAACGGUUCCACAUCACGUGUCAGAUGUUCUGUCUGAAAUAACUUACUAUGUCUACAUGGCCCGCAGAACGGCAAAGUCUGUUUUAUGUAAACACAUACGACCCAUUUGGGUGCCGGCAGAAUAUCCAAUAUCGAUUCAGCGCUUGCAGGAGUGGACUCCGGAUGAAUGUAUACCGGAGUUUUUCACCGAUCCAUCAGUUUUCAAAAGUAUUCACGAGGACUUGCCUGAUCUCGAAGUUCCCAUUUGGGCCACCUGUCCGGAAGACUUCAUCGCAAAGCAUAGAGAAGCUCUCGAAAGUCAAUAUGUAUCAGAAAAACUUCACCAUUGGAUUGACCUCACUUUCGGGUACAAAUUGACAGGUUCUUCAGCGGUCAAAUCUAAAAAUGUCUGUCUAUCUCUAGUGGAUAAACAUCAAAAUCUCUGUCAGCGCGGUGUAGUGCAACUGUUUACUGAUCCCCAUCCUCCUCGACAAUUUGCCACAAUUUGGAAUGGCAAAACGCCUCCUCGUGUGUAUAGCCACCAUGAAUCUCGCCAGCGACUUACCCGAAGCUCAGAGGAUCUAUCUCAUCAGGGAUCUAAUGCGGGAGAUUCCGGCUUUUAUCCAGAUUACUCAUCGUCUCCACAAAGUCGUUAUUCAUCGCAAAAUCUUUACAACACUAGCGGAUACAAAACGGAAUCCAUGGAGCGUUCCACUAGUUAUCAUAUUACUGUUCAACCUCGUCUCCCAUCCGUAGUAAUUCUGCCAAAAAACUACAAUCCGGUUGCUCAACUGAACGCCGUUGAAAAUCUUGGGACGUUUGUGAAUAAAACCUUCCACUCAUCCGUCGCAACGUCUGGUGAGUCUGCUGUUAAAAACAAAACAAUUGAUGAUGAAUUCGAAUUGUGGAACAUCAGUACCGGAAGUAGCUGCUACCGCGAAUCCAGCUACGAGGGUAAUUCCUUCACGAACCGGCUGUUUGCCGAAGCCUACGAGGCAUCACUUUUAAAAGACAGAAAAAUGUUUCAAAAUCUUCGUUCACAAAAUCAGUUGCAUCAGGUUAAUUCUAAGCAAACUUUUAAACAGCUGUUAUUGGACGUUCGGACCAAAGAUCUCAAAAUCCUAGGCUGCUUGAUUGUGGAAUUGUUUUUGGCUGCCAAACUGCGACCUCAUGGCAGUUGUCUUCCACAGGAUUUCGAAAGCAGACUGGAAGCCUGUACAAAAUUGGUCAAAAAAGAACCUCGGGCAUUACCCAUCGGCGUUUUGUAUGCAGUAAAGUUGCUUCUUGGCAUUGAUAUAUCGGAAACCGAAGCUAUCGUAACGGAGAAAGGUUUACCUCAGCCUUCACCCCAUCAGUUUCUCCAGCCGCUGCUUGCUAAUUUGCUGAUACCAUUUCCUGCACAGUACUUGCGCGUUUAUCAAGUUCUUAAAGCUCUCAGCCACUUCGAAGAAUGUACAAACCUGCUUGAUUUAAAUACGUACUAUGAUUGUGAUGGCAAAAAUUGUGCACGGUUUGUUAACGUUGAUAAAAUGCGUACUGAUUUUCGCAGAAGAAUCGCCGAGUGUAAAAUCAACUGUUGCGUUACCCUAAGCGAAGGUCUGUUGGAGCCCCGCGGUCAUGAUCAGUAUUCUAUGGUGGAACUUCUACUGCCACAUUUCAUAGAACUAAUAAAAGCUGACGACACUUCCAUACUGGCGGCAUGGAAUCUCUUUGACGCAAUUUCUACCGCUCUAGGAGUUCAGCAAACCAAGCAGCAGCUUCUUCAACCGAUUCUUUUGCUGUAUGAAUCCGAUGAUACCGAAAUCCGAAUUACCCAACAUCAAAACAAGUUUCCAAGCGAUCAAGCGACAGUAAAGUUCACACGCAAUACCUCAUUCAAGUCGCGAAAAUCUGUCAAGCUCUAUCAUCACAGCUUCUUACUGAAGUUGAUUGUUCGCUUCGGAUUGCGAUGCUUCCUGGAAAAUUUCAUAGCACCACUAGUAGAAGCCGUUGGAGGCUAUAAAGAUACUGAUUUGAAUCAACCUUAUCAUUUCCAUGAAAAUGUCCCUCGUGCGGGCGAAUUCAAACGUUCGCGGUCUUGCAGAAACUUUCAGCUGAAAACUGCGAAUAGCUCCUCCGAUAGUCAAGAGCCGAAUUCCGGAUCGAUUUCGAACACUCUAAUAUCACCGGAUGCUUCGGACAGGACGCUCUCACCGACGUUGGCACCGAAUUUGCCUCUGGAUAAUGCAUCAAUCGAUGAGGAUAUUGAGGAAAUGUUCAGCUUCGACGACGAUGCUGGGCGAGCUAAAAAGAAGCAAUAUAUGACGGUGAUAUCUGUAGGCGGCGAGGAUGUCAGUGACAAUGAAAUGGAAUCCGCCAUGAAAAAGAUCAUUGAAGAUUUUGAUAUGAAAGCUGAUAACAGCAGUUUCGAUUUACCACUGAAUCAUUCGCAAGCUGAAGAAGCGAUCGAAGAUGCGUUAGAGGAUGAAGCAGGAGGGAAUAAAGUAGAUGUAAAGUUGAACAUUUCCGGAGUGGCAGCAGAUCCUGUGGGAACGGACAAGGGUGAUCCGAAAUCGCCAACCAUUCCUAUACCUUCUUCUUUCCGGAGAAGUUUCGAACUGAAUUCUAUUGGAUGUGAAAUCGGAAGCAAAAAGAGCGUCGAUUCACUCGAGUAUCUUUGCAAAACUCCACGUGAUGAAAAGCCGGAUAGUGGAAGUAAAAGUGCUGGAAACCAGGCUCCCAGUCAUUCGAAAACUCCAGAACCUAGCAAAACUAGAUCUACACGCAUCUCCGAGAUGAGUUCCGAAAGCUUGAUCUGGUUAUCGCAUAGGUUAGGUCCCGUGUUAACAGCUCGUUACCUAACCAGAAAUCUACUGAAAAUGCUUACGCUUUGCUACGUGGGACCAGAGAAUCUCGUUCCGAGCGACAAUCCUAUUGCAAACCGUACUACUGGCAGUCUUAACUACUUCACCAUCGCCAACGGAUGUGUCACGGGUGAUGAAGCAGCCCAGCGUGUGCUUGAGUGUCUCACCUCAAUAUCGGCUUUGUUCGGAGAUCAGUUUAUCCUUCUGCAGUACUUCCCUCAUGCCAGCGAGUUAAUUGCUCUUUGUCGUAAAAAAAUGACGCCAACACUGGAAGGCGGUCUCAUAAGCUCUUUGCAGCUGGUAAAAUGCCUCAUUCCAUAUUUGAACGAUACUACCAUCAUGGAUCAGGUUCAGGAUUUCCUCCUACGCUCAAUCAUCCAUCCAAUCAUUCGCCUGUUGGAAUCCACCAAAUUUAUCAUGCCUAAUGGUUUUCUAGCGCGAUCAGUUCUCGCACGUAAGCUGAUUGACACAUUAUAUGUAAUCUCAAUUCGAAUAGGACGCGAGAUGACCCGAGAACACAUUUGUGUUCCUGCGUUGCAACGAUUCUUUCUAAUUUUCGACAAAGCAUAUGGACUAAACGAACAUUUACGAGAACUAAAGCCACCCGAUUCUAGUCCUUCAAGCUCAGGAACGGAUGACUCCAAUUACAUCGAAUUCCGUCGAGAAGGUGGCACACGCGAACUCAAGAUUCGGGGGCAAGAAAUACGGCAAGUUGUUGCCAAAGGUCAAGAACCACUAGACAGUUACACUCCUCCGAGCGCCUUAGAUUUGCCGCAUUCUUCAGCCAGCUACACCGAAACUGGACCGACCAUGAUUCAAGGUUCCGUUCGGUCUAAAGCCCUUGAAGAGAUUCGUGAUGUUUUCACGCCCAAUCUUGCCUAUUCUUGCUUUGUUCCUUUUCUAAACUACCUCGGUCAGCACGAAAUGUCACAAACGCUUAAAAAUAUGGCACUUGUUCUGAACCUGUGCCACGAUCACGAACAGCCGGAAUAUGCAAGUACUAACCACACAGACAAAGUUGAUUUUGACCCGCACGAGGAAGAUGCGUCUCAACCUGAAUCUCUGAAUUGUUCCAACACGUUUGGAUCCAACAUCAUCGGUAAUCGGAUCGAGGUGAAAUCCGAUUCUAACAAAAUAGAGCUCGAACAGAAGGAACUGCUUGGAAUGGUUACUUAUCGAUUAGAACAGGUCAAUAGUUCACGCAAUCUGCGAGGGAACUGGUUGGCCUACUGGGAACACGAGAUCGGACGUGCCGAUAAAGAUCAACGGUUUAAUUUGAAACAGAUCAAGCUUCAAACCUAUAGCGGGCAUAGCAACUCGAUUAAAGCGAUAUUGGCGUUGGAUAAUGAAAACAGUUUCAUUUCCGGAUCGAAAGACAAAACCGUAAAACUGUGGUCGUUACGCAGCGAAGGAGACGGAAGUAAAGUAUCCUCCUGUCAGUUUACCUACAGCAAUCACCGUAAGUCGGUGCAUUCCCUAGCAUUUCUAGAGUCGUUAAGACUUACAAUUUCCUGUGAUGCUGGCGUGCAUCUGUGGGAUCCGUUCGUCGGCUCUCAGAUUGGCCAAUUGGAUGUUCCAAAGUACACUCCAGUUUCGCUGGUGCGAACGCUUCCUUCGCCAAGCUGCCUGGUAUUGGCUGGAACUGCUGAUAGCUGCGUUAAGAUGAUUGACGCGCGUACCUUUAGUUACUGUCAAGAGUGGCGAUUAUCGAACGCACCGGUCGGUUCCGUGCGAUCCAUUGCCGUCGCUCCGUCUGGAUUGUGGAUCGGUGUUGGCCUGAGCUCCGGCCAAAUAACCGUAUUAGACGCCCGGACUGGUUUCAUAAUAUCUUCGUGGCGAGCGAAUGAUAGUGACCUACUGCAGUUACUAGCGCCAAAUGACAGCCAACUGAUUAGCACCAGUCUAGACUAUUCCGUGAGCGUGUGGAACCCAAACACCGGAAAUCUGCAAUUUAACUUGAAGAAUCGUCCUGAACCAGUACACUGCUUAGCAAGCAACGGCCCGGAGCUUAUCGUGGGAACGCCAACAAAUCGGAUCGGCGUUUAUGGGUUCGUCAGUUCCGAAACCAAUUGUUGGUAUACGAAGCUCCGAUCGGAGACUUUCAGGGGGGUUCUGACGAGCUUUGCGCUGUUGCCGCUCAAUCGGAUGCUACUGGUUGGCGGGGACAAUGGCAAUAUCAGUUUAUUAUGCUGAAUUCUGUGUGCAAUCCUUCCCUCCAUGAUCUCGCUCAACCCCGUUACUUUUGCAUUCCGAGCCCUACAACGGAAGAAUGGAUUAUUUUUUAUAGAGUUAAUGUGAGUAUGCGAAUAUUAUACAACUUAGUGAAAAAAGUAUUAUCCCUAGUGUGGUGAAAUCUGAA